Messenger RNA from Limulus polyphemus (Atlantic horseshoe crab), 927 nucleotides. Its product is annotated as tachykinin-like peptides receptor 99D. Gene Ontology annotation, cellular component: membrane. Gene Ontology annotation, biological process: G protein-coupled receptor signaling pathway. The record is from RefSeq and is a predicted model, not a curated record. Bases 1 to 927 code for a protein of 308 amino acids. Gene Ontology annotation, molecular function: G protein-coupled receptor activity; peptide binding. The transcript has 2 exons. NCBI's taxonomy places the organism in Eukaryota, Metazoa, Arthropoda, Merostomata, Xiphosura, Limulidae.
AUGGCCGUCUUUAACAGCAUUUUUUCUGUUGUGGCUAUUGCUUUAGAUCGUCAUAACGCUAUCGUUCGACCAUUAAAAGGUACUUUCACGAACCAACGUGCCCUUCGUUAUGUUGCAUUGAUCUGGAUCAUGGGCUUUGUGUACAGUUUUCCCAAGUACGUAGUUGCUACUGUACGUCAUUAUCAAACUAAAGCUAUGAUGAAUAUAAGUGACCAGGAAGUUUUAGAUCACUGUAUGUUUGGUCAAGAAGUUGCAUUAGGUUUAAACUUUUUAGAUGUGGUGGUGGUCUAUCUGCUGCCUUUGGGAACUGUGACCCUACUAUAUUCUCGUGCAGUACGAGUCCUGCGCCAGUGUGACCAUAACAACACACCGCAUCUUCAAGUGCUCAAUGGAAGACGCCGGAGGGCAAUCAAGAUGAUUAUUAUAAUCACAAUUAUGUUCGGUAUUUCCUGGCUUCCUUACCACGUGCUUAGUAUCGUUAGUCAUGAUCCAUUUCGUGGAAUGUCGUCUGUUAUGACAGAGAAUUUAUCUAAGGAUUUUGAUGAAAGGCAAACAGUAAGAAAUGAAACUACUGUUUUGAUGAAUAAAAUGAUAACGUUAGAUAUUGCUUUUAUGACAGUGUUUUGGUAUUACAUUAUUCGAAGAUUUGAUGCUAUAGGUGCUAAGCUUCAAGAAAAGAGCUUUGAUUUGUCAACUGCUAUAAGGCUUAUCAGUUCGCUGAAGGAAUAUGUAAAUUUACUAUGUGAAGAAUUCAAUAGAAUCGAAAUUAAAACUCAUCAGCUUUCAAAUAUAGUAGAAGAACAGCUUAGGAAUGAGAUUUCUAGAAAGAGAAAAAUAAAGCUGGAAAAUCAUGAGACUUCUGAAGGUGAAAUUAGUUUAUCUGGAAUUCAGAAGUUUCACGGAGAAAAUAUUUAUAUCGAUAGUUGA